AAAAUUCAAUCGUGCACGGUGAACUCGUGCAGUGUCAUUCUGUUUACCUUUUCAUUCUUCAUUCAUAUAUUCCCUCUUCAAUUGAACCCCAAACUAAAUUCCAUUCCCUCUCUCUUUUCUUUCUCUGUAAAUCCAUUCAACAAUGGCGCUUCUUCACCACCUAACCAAGCCCAAAACCAUAAAUACCAUCCUCCGCCCCUUCACAACCCAUUCCCCACAUCCCUUCUCCACCGAUUCCUCCAAAACUCUAACAAUCGAAACCAGCAUCCCCUACAAAUCCCACAUAAUCGAACCCCCAUCUCGCUCAAUCGAUACAUCGCCCUCCGAACUCAUGAAAUUCUUCCGUGAUAUGGCUCUUAUGCGUCGUAUGGAGAUCGCAUCCGAUUCUCUUUACAAAGCGAAAUUAAUUAGAGGUUUUUGCCAUCUUUAUGAUGGUCAAGAAGCUGUCGCGGUUGGUAUGGAAUCCGCAAUCACGAAGAAAGAUAGUGUAAUUACAGCGUAUAGAGAUCAUUGUAUUUAUCUUGCUCGUGGUGGGACUCUUCUUGGUGCGUUUGCGGAAUUGAUGGGAAGACAAGAUGGGUGUUCGAGAGGAAAAGGUGGGUCGAUGCAUUUUUAUAAAAAGGAUUCUGGGUUUUUUGGUGGACAUGGAAUUGUUGGUGCUCAAGUUCCAUUGGGGAUUGGACUUGCUUUUGCUCAUAAGUAUAAUAAAGAGGAGAAUGUGAGUUUUUCAUUGUAUGGAGAUGGUGCUGCUAAUCAAGGACAAUUGUUUGAGGCUUUGAAUAUGGCUGCGCUUUGGGAUUUGCCUGCUAUUCUUGUUUGUGAGAAUAAUCAUUAUGGUAUGGGAACUGCAGAAUGGAGGGCAGCAAAGAGCCCAGCUUAUUACAAACGUGGGGAUUAUGUCCCUGGAUUAAAGGUUGAUGGUAUGGAUGUAUUGGCCGUGAAGCAAGCUUGCAGAUUUGCUAAGGAAUAUGUUUUGAAGAAUGGGCCUAUUAUCCUUGAGAUGGACACUUAUAGGUAUCAUGGACACUCCAUGUCUGAUCCUGGAAGCACUUACCGAACCCGUGAUGAGAUAUCUGGAAUAAGACAAGAACGUGAUCCUAUUGAGAGGGUUAGGAAACUGAUAUUAGCCCAUGAUAUUGCCACUGAAAAGGAGUUGAAGGAUAUUGAAAAGGAGGUUAGAAAAGAAGUAGACGAAGCUAUUGCUAAGGCUAAAGAGAGUCCCAUGCCGGAUCCCUCUGAGCUUUUUACAAAUAUCUAUGUGAAAGGUUACGGGGCAGAGUCAUUCGGCCCCGACAAAAAAGUUCUCAGAACUACACUACCAUGAGCAAAGCUUGAUUUUCUAAUUUAAAUAAAAAAGUGACGAGAUGGAAAUCUCAAAAUAAAAGGUUUUGAUCCAAUUUUUUUUGGCGUGUGCUAUUUCUAUUGUUGUAUAGGUUUUCCUCGCUCUUAUUGAUCAAGGCAACCACCUAAUUGCAGUAGAUAACAACACAGCUUUGGACUCAUAACAUGUAUUCGUUUGCAGAACUUAACGUGUGCUCAGAAUUUUUUUUUGAUAUGUUGCUUUGAUCACAACUAUAUACCAAGUCCAAAGUUUGACUUCUCUAUGCUAAUUCCCGUUAUACGAAUAAGAAGCGAAAAUAUUGCUUCUGGCACAAAAGAACUGGUUGAUUAUUGUGUUAUUUUUCUUUUACUUGAUAUUUUACCUUAACCUCAUUUUAUGAGCC
Messenger RNA from Amaranthus tricolor (Joseph's coat), 1724 nucleotides. RefSeq names its product pyruvate dehydrogenase E1 component subunit alpha, mitochondrial. Bases 143 to 1324 code for a protein of 393 amino acids. The record is from RefSeq and is a predicted model, not a curated record. The transcript is spliced from 8 exons. Gene Ontology annotation, cellular component: intracellular membrane-bounded organelle. Gene Ontology annotation, molecular function: pyruvate dehydrogenase (acetyl-transferring) activity. NCBI's taxonomy places the organism in Eukaryota, Viridiplantae, Streptophyta, Magnoliopsida, Caryophyllales, Amaranthaceae. Gene Ontology annotation, biological process: pyruvate decarboxylation to acetyl-CoA.